This is a messenger RNA of Malania oleifera, 1898 nucleotides long. RefSeq names its product WD repeat-containing protein WDS homolog. The record is from RefSeq and is a predicted model, not a curated record. The transcript is spliced from 4 exons. Gene Ontology annotation, molecular function: protein binding. Lineage: Eukaryota; Viridiplantae; Streptophyta; Magnoliopsida; Santalales; Ximeniaceae. Bases 1 to 1566 code for a protein of 521 amino acids.
AUGAAGAGUGACGAGAGGACGUGUCUUGGUCCACGAGGCUUUGUAGCGAAUGAAGAACUUGUAAGAGUUGUAAUCCAAUUCCUAUAUUCUUUAGGUUACAAGGAAUCUGCAGCUUUGUUGGAAAAUGAAUCUAAAAUUUCAUACAAGUCUUCGCAGUUUGUUAUGCUUGAAUCACAAAUCCUCGCUGGGAAAUGGGAAGAAAGCAUCAAUACAGUUUGUAAAUUGAAGGAUGUCAAGGAUGAGGAUACUCGGGUUAAGGCUGUGUCUCUUAUUCUUGAACAAUGCGUUUCAGAAUUUUUGAGCAAAGGAGAUGAUACUUUGGCUUUGAAAGCAGUUAGGAAGGACUUCUCUACAUUAAGGGUUGGGAAGGAGAAGAUUCAUAACUUGUGUUCACUUGUCAUUGCAAAAGAUAUUAAUAGGUUGGGUGAAUUAGAAGAUGGAGUUAUUGGUGAAAUGAGGCUAAAUUUGCUGAGCAAUUUGGAAAGAGUGCUUCCUCCACCCAUUGUGGUGCCUGAAAGAAGGUUAGAAAAAUUGAUUGAGAUGGUUCUUUAUAGUCAGACAGCAUUUUGCUUGUACCACAACACCUUGGAUCCAAUCUCCCUAUUCGAGGAUCAUAGUUGCGCUAAAGAUGAUCUCCCUACUGAGACUGUACAGAUUUUAAGGGGUCAUACCCACGAAGUUUUGUUUGUACAGUUUUCAAAUAAUGGUGAGUACCUGGCCUCAUCAUCAAGAGACUGCACUGCCAUAAUAUGGAAGGUACCAGAACAUGGUAGUCUUACAUUGAAACACACUCUUCGUGGCCACCAAGGCCCUGUUUUGUUUGCAUCUUGGAGCCCCAAUGACAAAAUGCUACUCACAGUUGAAACUGAAAUUCUUAAGCUAUGGGAUGUUGAAACAGGAGCAUGCAAGCGCUCAAUCAGGGAGCAUACCCCAAUUUGCAGGUCGUGUGCUUGGUUCCCCGACUCCGAAUGGUUGGUCUUUGGAAGCAACAAACCAAGCCCAGAUGGAUGUGUCUACAAGUACAAAUUUGAUGAAGACAUCAUUGUGCACAUGACAGAGAUGGAUCUUCCAGAGCUGAUUGAUCUUGCCAUAUUGCCAAACGGGGAAAGUGCUAUAUAUAUCUUUCCAAGGGGUAUAUCAAUACAGAAUUUCAAUGAUUAUGAUGGCCGCUUUAUCUUUGAACAGAGUGCUAUUACUUCAGUUUCUGUCUCUAGAGAAGGUAGAUUUUUAUUAGUGAAUCUCGUUAACCAGGAGAUCCAUGUGUGGGAUGUCGCUGGAAAAAAUACCCAGCCAUUAAUAUAUGUGGGUCACAAGCAGACCAAGUUUGCAAUCCGUUCUUGCUUUGGUGGUGUCAGUCCCAUGUUCCUUGCCAGUGGUAGUGAGGAUUCACAGGUCUAUAUCUGGCAUGCACAUACUGGAAAUCCUAUCAAAGUUCUAUCUGGUCAUUCAAUGGUUGUGAACUGUGUUAGCUGGAAUCCAAAACAGAUUCAGAUAUUGGCAUCAGCAAGCGAUGAUCGUACCAUCCGAAUAUGGAAGCCUCCUGGAAGUGAUAAAAAUAUAGCCUAAGCUUUUCCACUCAACUAGAAAGCACAAUUUAAUUCUGGGGUAUGCAUGAAAAAAGAGUUCCAUUUCUGUUUUUCAUCAGAUUUUAAUGCUUGUUUGAAACCAAGUGGUAGGCAGAAUCACAAUACCUGAACCCAGAAUUUGUGUCAAGUUAUCUGCAGAUCUGAAAGUUUAUAGCCGGUCCCUUAGCCCACAUUUCUGGGUUCUGAGUUUUGGGAUGUGCCAAAUUUAGUGGUACAUUUUCAGUCUUAUUUCCGUGGCAUAUUGGUGUACGACAAGAAGCCAGACCAUGGGAAAACCUCGUUGGAGACAAACACAUAAAACUGGGUGAAGAG